Messenger RNA from Lucilia sericata (common green bottle fly), 1151 nucleotides. RefSeq lists its product as uncharacterized. The record is from RefSeq and is a predicted model, not a curated record. Lineage: Eukaryota; Metazoa; Arthropoda; Insecta; Diptera; Calliphoridae.
AAACCGGAUACAAAAGUCCAGACCCAACUGUUGCAGUUCAAUCCAAUUAGUUUUGAAAUUUUUGUCAUUUUUUGAACGGAAAUCAAACAAAAAAUUAAACAAAUUUCUAUUGAUUUUGGGAAAUUCCGUUACCCCAAUUUUUAAUAAAUUCCAAAAUGUACACUUCCGAUCCAAAGAAACGCCCAGCUCAAGUUAUGCUUAAAUCUACAAUAAAUUCAAGAAAACCACUAAAUCUGCAAAUGCCUACUGUUGUGGACUCCAAAAUGUUAAAUAGAGAAAAUGGUUUUACUCUUCCAAUACAAAUUAAUAACCCCAAUCUUAGCAAGUCUAAAUUCACCAUUUUAAGAAACCCCAAAGAUCCAACGGCUGCAUCAAAUGCUAAACAAAAAACAAUAACAAGAAGGGAAAAUAAAAAAUCCGAAACUAGCGAAAAAUCAAAUAUUCCAGUAAUUUCCCGAACUAAAUCUAAACCCGUUAGUAAAGUUCUAAUGACUUCUUUAAAUAAGCGAGUAGAUAAACGUAAUAUAAAACAACUGCCGGUACCACAAGAAAUUGUAUUUGAUGAACCUUUUAAGGAAAAUGCACGUGAAAUCACUGAAAUGGCCAUACAGACAAAUGAACAUGAAAUUUUAAAUCACGCUUUAAUAGUAGGUGAUCUAAAGAUAGUGGUACCCUCUAAAUCUAUAACGGAUGAAAUUGAUAAAUUACGAAAGGAAAUUGAAAUUAAAAAUCUCUUAAAGGCAACCCGUAAGUUUGAAGAACAUUCUCUAAGAGAUGAGCAGCAUUUAGAUGAUUUAAAAGAAUUUCUUGAUAAAAAUUAUGUUACACGAAAACCUCACAAGUUUGGAGAUAAUGGUUUAGAAGAAGAUCGCAGAAUUAUUGAUUCAAUGGACGAAUUGUUGAAACGUGAAAGACCUAAAACGGAAUCAAUCACCGAUAUUAGAAGUCGUAUUAAACAUAAAGAACAGGAGCUUUUAAGCUUAUUUGAUCAUUUUCAAAAGAAAACAGAACUUUUUGCUAACAUUAAUGUUUGAGAUGUUUUCCUUGUUCUUUUAUAAGGAGUAAACCAUUUUGUUGAUUUCAUUAUUUUUAUGUUUUAUUAUUAUUUUGUUUUGAUAUUAUUUAUAAAAUUAAAUUUGAAUUGAAUAACU